UGACCAUCAUGACCACCAAUACCAUGACCCUGUCCCCGGUGCUCCUCGCCCUCCUCUGCAGCCUCCAGCUGAUGGCGGUUCCUGUUCCGACCUGCCAGCUGCAGGGGAACAUGGUGGAGGAUGCCCACAACCUGCUGAGACACCUGGGGGGGGAGUUUCCUCCCGAGUGCCUGCCGUAUAACGCCAACAUCUCCUUCCCGAGCUCCGCCCUCUCUGCUGCCACAGCUAAUCACUCUCAGUGCCACCGAGCAUCGUGGGUAGUGUUUAAGUCUCUGGAGGAGGCGGAGCUUAUCUUUGAGGACAACGACUCACCUGUCGGAGUGAACGGAGUCACCUGGGACCAGAAGAGACUCGACCAGUUCAGACACCUGACGGACCGACUGGUGGGGGCUGGGGGCUGUUUGCCCAGUGUUGAUGAUUCAGGUGUUUUAUCCACGUACUUCAGUCAUGUGACUGUAGCUCUGCAGCAGCAGGAAAGCGCGGCCUGUGGUUGGUUGGCUCUGAAUAGAGACCUGCGCCGGGUCCUAAAGUCCACCCUGUCCCAGCACCACAGCUGCUUCACCUGGAGACACGCCCACUGA
Messenger RNA from Centropristis striata (black sea bass), 581 nucleotides. RefSeq names its product interferon phi 3 (gene ifnphi3). Bases 9 to 581 code for a protein of 190 amino acids. The transcript has 5 exons. The record is from RefSeq and is a predicted model, not a curated record. Gene Ontology annotation, cellular component: extracellular region. Gene Ontology annotation, biological process: defense response. Gene Ontology annotation, molecular function: cytokine receptor binding. Lineage: Eukaryota; Metazoa; Chordata; Actinopteri; Perciformes; Serranidae.